AUGCGUCCCGCCAAUUUCCUCCGGGCUCUUCAGCCCCUGCGCUCCUCCAUGAUGCGCUCCACCACCACUACCACCUCCACAACAGCGCCCUCUCUAUACCAGACCACCCUGCGCUCUCUCACGACCACCGUCCCCCGACUCAACGAGCAACAGCAACAACAACCACAACAACAAGAAGCCGACCUAUCUUCGUCCACGACUACUACUACCACCACCGCCGUCCCCCCCUCCCUCCGCAGCUACCCCUACAAGACCAAGACCGGCACCGUCGUCUCCGUCGGCCGCAUGGACCGCACCGUCCGCGUCAGCCACCGCCACACCAUUUGGGACGCACACAUCCAGAAGCCCUACCCCAAGGUAACGAACUACUUGGUGUCGGAUCCGCGCAACUCACUGCGCGAGGGCGACGUCAUUGAGUUCUCGUCCGGCUACCCGAAGAGCCGGAACGUGCGCCACGUUGUGGAGAGAAUCAUUGCGCCGUUUGGAUCUGCUAUUGAGGAUAGACCGGCUGUUUUGACUCGUGAGGAGAGGGAUGCUGAGCGUGCGGCUAAGAGAGCUGCUAAGUGGGAGCGUAGAGAGGCGAGGAGGGCCGAGGCUGGUGUGUCUGAGAGUGAGGGGAAGGGUGGGGAGCAUGUUGGGAGGAUUAGGAGGUUGGUGCUUGAAAGGACUGGAGGGGUUGAGGUUUAG
Aspergillus luchuensis is the source of this 687-nucleotide messenger RNA. RefSeq names its product uS17 family ribosomal protein. The coding region runs from base 1 to 687 and encodes 228 amino acids. The record is from RefSeq and is a predicted model, not a curated record. Gene Ontology annotation, biological process: translation. NCBI's taxonomy places the organism in Eukaryota, Fungi, Ascomycota, Eurotiomycetes, Eurotiales, Aspergillaceae. Gene Ontology annotation, molecular function: structural constituent of ribosome. The transcript has a single exon. Gene Ontology annotation, cellular component: ribosome.